This is a messenger RNA of Chrysemys picta bellii (western painted turtle), 2801 nucleotides long. The record is from RefSeq and is a predicted model, not a curated record. Lineage: Eukaryota; Metazoa; Chordata; Testudines; Emydidae.
CCCCAGACCAACCCGAGAUCGAGCCGCUGGAUCCCAGCACCAAAACCCUCAGGUGGAAGCUGCUGUCGCCCUGCAAAGGGGCGAUCGUCGGGUACCAGCUGAACAUCACGGCCAGGAGAGAGUACGACAGCGAUUUCCUCGAGGUCGAGGAGCUGCGGGUGAAUCAGUCGGUUACCAAGUACCUGCUGCAGCCCUGGAGACACGGGACCAACUACACGGUGACAAUCCAGGGCCUCACGGCUGCCGGCCUUGGGCAGGCGUCGCGCUGGGACUUUGAAACCAACAUCUCUGAGCCGGCCAUCCCCGCCAACGUCACCGCCCUGAGCGUCUACAGCAUCUCCCUGUCGAGCGGGACGGCUCUGCUCCCCCUGCAGCCCUUCUCUGAGCUCCAUGGACCCAUCAGGGAGUAUCAGAUCAUUGUAUCUACGCUGCAGAACGGCAGCGAAGCAGACGCCUGCCGCUCACCAGGUCUGCAGCCGUUCAACUCCAGCCUGGAGCACGACGUGUACCUGGCUGCCGUGCUCCCCGCGCACAACCUCACAGGCCCGACUGACUUAGUGCUGGGCGACGGGACCCGUCACUACGGGUACUACAAUGCUCCCCUCCGCCCCCACAGGAACUACACGGCCUUCGUCCGCGUCGUCAGCCGCUGGAACCAGGUGGAGAAAUCCAGCUGUGUGCGCUAUGACUUCUCCGUUGGAGAGGCCCAGACGCCCCAGCCCGGGGGCCUGGCGGUAGCCAUGGCAGUGCUGGUGGUGCUGGUGCUGCUGGCCGCAGGGACCCUGCUGCUGUGGUUCGUGGUCGCCAGGAAGAAGCGGAAUGACUCAAAGGACCACAAGAGCAACGGGGCAAUCCCCCUGAAGAGGAACCGAGGAGGUGCAAGCAGGCUGCGCACGCAGAUCCCGGUGGCUGAACUGCUGGAGUCUCUGAAGCGGUUUAAGAAAGCGGAACUGGAGGAGGAGGGGGCCGAGGACGACGCAAAUCCCGAACGGCCCCCAGUGGGGCGCAAUGCGGAGUACCAGAAACUGGUCUCGGGUUUGCUGCACCCAGGCCAUGCUGGCAAGGAGCCCUGCAACCAGGCCAAGAACCGCUACAAGAGCGUCAUCCCAUGUGAGCAGAGCCUCUUCUCGCAUCUUUACAAGCCUCUAUCAGCCGUGCUGGCUGAGCUGUGCUGGCCGCCUUGGUCGCGCUCUGGUCCCAGCGCCCUGAAACUGGUCUCGGGUUUGCUGCACCCAGGCCAUGCUGGCAAGGAGCCCUGCAACCAGGCCAAGAACCGCUACAAGAGCGUCAUCCCAUACGAUCACUGCCGUGUGGUGCUGCAGUCCGCUAGCCCGGGAGCUGAUUACAUCAAUGCCAGCUACGUCGAUAGCUACAGGAGCCCCCGCUUCUUCAUCGCUGCCCAGGGCCCGCUGCCUGGCACCGUGGUGGAUUUCUGGCAGAUGAUCUGGCAGGAGAAGACCUCGGCCAUUGUGAUGUUAACGGGCCUGGUGGAGCAGAACAAGACCAAGUGUGAGCAGUACUGGCCGGAGGGCGAGCAGGUGUACGGGGACUUCACGGUGACACUCAGCAACACCUGGAUAACCACGGGCCUGGUCACACGCACCUUCCGCCUGCAGAGGGCCGGUUCUCCUCUCCCGAGACACAUACAGCAGUUUCACUACCUGCUGUGGCCAGACCACGGGGUCCCCAGCAACGCGGCCCGGCUCCUGCAGCUGGUGGAGAUGGUGAACGAGAGGGUGUUGGAGGCGCCUGCCGGCCCCGUGCUCGUGCACUGCAGUGCAGGGAUCGGCCGCACAGGCACCUUCAUCGCCCUGGACUUCCUCCUGAAGAUGGCGCGGGCCGAGGGCAGCGUGGAUGUCUUCCGCUGCGUGCAGAGGCUGCGGGAGCAGCGGGUCAGCAUGGUGCAGACAAAGGAGCAGUACAUCUUCCUCUACGAGGUGCUGCUGGAGGGGUUGCUGUGUGGGAACACCGGGGUCCUGGCGGAGAGCGCCCCCAGCCACGUCAGCCGCCUACGCCAGCCCGACGCCCAGACGCAGAUCAACGGGUUCUCGCGGGAGUUCAAGGCCUUGCAGAAGUUUUCCGAACUCUCCACGCUAUCCCCAUGCAAGGAGGCCCAGCAGCCCAGCAACAAGCCCAAGAACCGCAAGCCGGCGAUCCUGCCAGCGGAUUGCAGCCGCCCCAUCCUGAUGUCCUCCCUGAAAGCGGACGGCUCGCCUGGCUACAUCAACGCGGUCUUUGUCAGCACGUACGUGGAAGAAGACAACAUCAUCGUCACCCAGCUGCCGCUCAGGGAGACGCUGGUGGAUUUCUGGGCCUUGCUCUGGGACUACACCUGCACCGCACUGGUCAUGCUGAACCGCCUCGAGGAGCUGGACCAGACAUACCUGGCGUUCUGGCCUGCGCACGGAGAGGCCUCUUACGGCCGUUUCCACGUCAAGCUGAUCUCGGAGGAGCCGGGAGCCGGCUUCACCAUCCGCACACUUGCUGUAACCAACAGGCAACAGGUAGGCCCUGCCCCAGAGUGGGGUGCCUGGGAUGGUCCUGGGUCUUCCUCUGAGGUCAGCCCUCAGGGCCCUGCCCCCCAGGAGAGCUGUGGGUGGCCCAGCAGGGCUCCCAGCUCAACAGAGACCCAGCUCAGAGCUGAGAUUCAGGGCUAACUACUGAUCCGACCACAGAGAUCAGAGCCGCUAUCGCUGCCCUGAGAGGGUGACCCUCGCCUGGCCAGGGCCCUGGGGGACUCCAGGUGGGACCCUCGGAGCAGGGCUGGGCCCUCGCCCGCCUAGAGGGUGAUUACUCUCCCC